AUGGACGAAGUGGACUACUGCCAUUCCCUCUUCUACGGGACGAAGGCCGCAGAGGACCUUGCCAACCUCCUAAUCGAGAGCACAUACGGUGAAAUGGCGAAAGCCUUUGUCAUCAGCAGUGGCAGUGAAGCAAUUGAAGCAGCCCUGAAACUCGCCCGACAGUACCACAUCGAGAAGAGGCCAAGCGAGCCGCAGCGCUGUCACUUCAUCGCUCGACAGCAGAGCUAUCACGGAACGACUCUCGGAGCACUGGCCGUGGGAGGUCACGUCGCUCGUCGAGCGCUUUACGAGCCCAUGCUGAGUACGGCUAACAGUCGUGUCAGCCCAUGCUACACCUACCGCGGCAAGCAAUCUGUCAUUGAGUCAGAAGCCGGCUAUAUUCAACGACUGGAAUCAGAACUUGAUGCAGAGUUUCAACGAGUGGGCCCUCAGAACGUGGCCGCUUUCAUAGCUGAGCCGGUCGUUGGCGCUGCACUGGGCUGUGUCCCUGCCAUCAAGGGCUACUUCCAGGCAAUGCGACGAGUCUGUGACAAAUACGGCGCCUUGCUGAUAAUGGACGAGAUCAUGUGCGGUUGCGGACGCGUCGGUCCAGAGCCGACAGACCGCUAUCCCAACCCCCUUCACGCCUGGCAAGACCCUUUGAUAGGUGUUGUGCCGGACAUCAUGACCAUUGGCAAGGGGCUGGGGGGAGGCUAUCAACCUGUCGCCGCAACCUUGGCGAACCACAAGGUCGUCGACGUCCUCUUCAACGGCACAGGAGCGUUCAGCCACGGCCAAACGUACCAGGGCCAUCCAAUCGCUUGCCGCGCGGCUGUUGAGGUCCAGCGGAUCAUCCGAGACGACAAUCUCGUUGCCAAUGUACGCAAACAGGGAGCGCUCCUAAGCAAACUGCUGAAGGAGAAAGUGGGCAGUCACGGGGCCGUCGGCGACAUACGAGGCAAAGGUCUGUUCUGGGGCAUCGAAUUCGUCUCGAACAAGAGUGCGAAGACGCCGUAUGAGCCUUCCGAGGCCAUUGCGAUGGGGGUUCAUGAGCUUGCAAUGCGCGAGCCCUUCAACAUCAGCCUGUACCCUGGCUCUGGCACCGUCGACGGCCGGCGGGGCGACCACAUCAUCAUCGCGCCGGCCUACAACGUGACCGAGGAGGAGAUCCGAUCGAUUGUCGAUACGACGGCGUCCGUAGUGAAGCAAUUCUUCCGCCAGUAUGUCGACAGACCUGCUUUGCGUAGCGGAGAGCGUCCAGCGGUGUCAGACCAAGGGAAGCGAUGA
This is a messenger RNA of Saxophila tyrrhenica, 1266 nucleotides long. RefSeq lists its product as uncharacterized. The transcript has 2 exons. The record is from RefSeq and is a predicted model, not a curated record. Lineage: Eukaryota; Fungi; Ascomycota; Dothideomycetes; Mycosphaerellales; Extremaceae. Gene Ontology annotation, cellular component: cytosol. Gene Ontology annotation, molecular function: pyridoxal phosphate binding; transaminase activity. The coding region runs from base 1 to 1266 and encodes 421 amino acids.